AAAGGCAAAUAUUACAUUGAGCUGUGCAGUGUUGAGUCAUUUUUGGACAACUCUCUCUUCAACUGCAACUGACCAUGGCUCUACUGAAGGUUGUGUUUUUGCUUCUUCUGGCAGCAAAGACCACUUAUGGGCAGUCUUUUCAUUUUUCCAACUGUCCAAAAUCAUCCCUGCAAGAAAACUUCAAUGUCACGAAGUACUUGGGGACCUGGUAUGAGAUCGAGAAACUUCCGGCAAUCUUUGAACGAGGAAAAUGUGUCCAAGCCAAAUACAGCCUGCUCUCAGAUGGAGCAGUGGGGGUUCACAACUCAGAGCUGCUGCCAGAUGGAAACAUAAACUGGAUUAAGGGCACGGCCAAAGUAGAAGACCCAGCCCAACCUGCGAUUCUGUCUGUCAGCUUUUUCAAAGGUCUCCCCGACUCCCCGUACAUGGUGCUGUCCACAGACUACAGCUCCUACUCCCUGGUCUACUCCUGCUCGGACUACCUUGGUCUCUUCCACAUCGACUUUGCCUGGAUCCUGUCUCGAACCCGACAGCUCAAUAGCGCCACCGUCAGUCAGCUACGGGACACAUUGAGCACAAUGGGAGUGGAUGUGAACAGGCUCUUAGUCACGGAUCAAACAGGCUGUGAAGCUAUGGCCUCGGCUUGAACUGUUCUGUUGACUGCAAAAAGGAAAAUUAUAUUUAAAAGAACUUCAAUUCAAAAUAUUUAGUUUGGAUCUUUUCAUCAGUUUAAAUGGAUAUAUGUAUAUGGCAUAUAUGGUUAACGGUUUACUUUAUUUAAGUUUAAUUAUUAUAUCUUUAAUAUUUUCUAUUCAUUUACUUGUAACACUAUGUAACUUUUCCGGUGAAGGGUCAGUCACCUGCUUUUCUCAGUGGAAAUUUUAUAUAUUUGACUCAGAUCUGGGGAGAGGCAAGUUACAUUUAUCUAUUUAAAACACCUGUAAUUCAAUACAUACAAGAUAUAAAAGUUGAAUACAUGUGUUGCAUUAAAUAUCUGUAAACUGUAAAUACAAUGUACAAUGUAAUUUCAUAAAAGGAGACCAAAGAAAGGUCAGUGGGUCAGACAUUUUUUUAUU
Molecule: messenger RNA, 1076 nt
Organism: Periophthalmus magnuspinnatus
Lineage: Eukaryota; Metazoa; Chordata; Actinopteri; Gobiiformes; Gobiidae
Product: apolipoprotein D-like
Exons: 5
Coding region: 75-647 (190 amino acids)
Biological process (GO): brain development; tissue regeneration; lipid transport
Molecular function (GO): lipid binding
Source: RefSeq, a predicted model, not a curated record